AUGGCGUCACGACCAGAGCUCAAGCUCGAUGACGAGGGCGGCUUCAUCCGCUUCUUCAAGUCCCUUCCCGCCGUCGGCGACGACACCAUACGCAUCUUCGAUCGAGGCGAUUGGUACACGUCUCACGGCCAGGAUGCUAUGUUCAUUGCGAAGACCGUCUACAAGACGACGUCCGUCGUGCGACAGCUCGGCCGCAACGACCACACCGGUCUCCCCUCCGUCACAAUGACCAUCACCGUCUUCCGACAGUUUUUGCGAGAGGCCCUCUUCAAGCUUGGCAAGCGCAUCGAGAUCUGGGAGAGCCCCAGCGGCCGCAUGAACUGGAAGUGCGUGAAGCAGGCAUCCCCGGGAAACCUGCAGGAUGUCGAGGACGACCUCGGCGGCCAGAUUGAUUCUGCUCCCAUGAUCAUGGCCGUCAAGAUCUCCGCCAAAGCAUCCGAGGCGCGCAAUGUCGGUGUCUGUUUCGCCGACGCCAGCGUCCGAGAGCUCGGCGUCAGCGAAUUCCUCGACAACGACCUCUACUCCAACUUCGAAUCUCUCCUCAUCCAACUCGGCGUUCGCGAGUGCAUCAUCCAGCUCGACAGAGGAGAAAAGGACAAGGACCCCGAACUGGCUAAGCUGAGGCAGAUCAUCGACAACUGUGGCGUCGCGAUUGCCGAGCGACCCGCGGGAGACUUUGGCACCAGGGACAUUGAGCAAGACCUUGCCCGGCUGCUCAAGGAUGAAAAGUCGGCAACCCUUCUCCCGCAAACAGACCUGAAGCUGGCCAUGGGCUCGGCCGCGUCCCUCAUCAAGUACUUGGGGGUCUUGCAGGAUCCCUCCAACUUCGGCCAGUACCAGCUGUACCAGCACGAUCUGGCUCAGUUCAUGAAGCUCGACGCGGCAGCACUCAAGGCUCUCAAUCUCAUGCCCGGCCCGCGCGACGGAUCCAAGACGAUGAGCAUCUUUGGCGUGCUGAAUCACUGCAAGACCCCUGUUGGCAGUCGAUUGCUCGCCCAGUGGCUCAAACAGCCGCUCAUGAGCAAGCAGGAGAUAGAAAAGAGACAACAGCUGGUCGAAGCCUUCUUCAGCGACACCGAGCUGCGCCAGACCAUGCAGGAGGAGCACUUGCGGUCCGUCCCUGACCUCUACCGUCUGUCUAAGCGGUUUCAGCGGGGCAAGGCGAAUCUCGAAGACGUUGUGCGAGCCUAUCAAGUGGUCAUCCGCUUGCCCGGCUUCAUCGGCACGUUUGAGGGGGUCAUGGACGAGGCAUACCGUGAUCCAUUGGAUGAGGCGUACACAUCGAAGCUACGCGACCUCUCCGACAGCCUCGGCAAGCUGCAGGACAUGGUCGAGCAGACAGUUGACCUCGAUGCCCUCGACCGACACGAGUACAUUAUCAAGUCUGAAUACGAUCAGAGCCUGCGAAUCAUUCGCCGGAAGCUGGACCAGCUUGACCGGGACAUCAGGGAAGAGUUCCACGAGGCAGCAAGAGAUCUGGGCCAGGAGGCAGACAAGAAAAUCUUCCUCGAGACGAACCACAAGGUCCACGGCGUCUGCAUGCGACUGACGAGGCAGGAGGCCGGUUGCAUCAGGAAUAAGUCAAAGUACCAGGAAUGCUCAACGCAAAAGAAUGGCGUCUACUUCACGACCAAGAAGAUGCAAGGUUACCGCCGCGAGUACGACCAGCUGUCGCAAAACUACAACCGCACCCAGAGCAGCCUGGUCAACGAGGUCGUUCAAGUUGCGUCGUCUUACUGCCCCGUCUUGGAAAGGCUAGCAGGUGUCCUGGCGCACCUCGAUGUCAUCGUCUCGUUGGCGCAUUGCUCCGUCCACGCGCCGGAGGCCUACGUCCGGCCCAAGAUUCACCCUCGUGGUGAGGGCCAAACCAAGCUUGUCGGGGCCCGGCAUCCGUGCAUGGAGCUGCAAGACGACGUGCAGUUCAUUACAAACGACGUUGACUUGACGCGGGACAAGUCAUCGUUUCUCAUCAUCACCGGCCCCAACAUGGGCGGCAAGUCAACGUAUAUUCGUCAGGCCGGCGUGAUUGCGCUCAUGGCUCAGGUUGGCUGCUUCGUUCCUUGUCAGGAAGCCGAGCUUACCAUCUUCGACUCCAUCCUCGCCCGUGUCGGCGCGAGCGACUCUCAGCUCAAGGGCGUGUCGACGUUCAUGGCUGAGAUGCUGGAGACGGCCAACAUUCUCAAAUCCGCCACGGCCGAGUCGCUCAUCAUCAUCGACGAGCUGGGGCGCGGGACAUCGACAUAUGACGGCUUUGGCCUGGCGUGGGCCAUCUCGGAGCACAUUGUUAAGGAAAUUGGCUGCUUCGCCAUGUUCGCCACGCACUUCCACGAGCUCACCGCCCUGGCGGACCAGUACCCCCAGGUGCGCAACCUGCACGUCACGGCGCACAUCGGUGGCACCGGCAGCGACGCCAGCGCCAACGCCAAGCGUGAGGUGACGCUGCUGUACAAGGUCGAGCCGGGCAUCUGCGACCAGAGCUUCGGCAUCCACGUCGCCGAGCUGGUGCGCUUCCCGGACAAGGUGGUGCGCAUGGCCAAGCGCAAGGCCGACGAGCUCGAGGACUUUACCACCAAGCAUGAGGACGCGGCGCUGAGCUACAGCAAGGCGGACGUCGAGGAGGGCAGCGCCAUGCUCAAGCAGCUGCUCGUGCAGUGGAAGGACCAGGUCCGCGCCGGGGACAUGACAAAGGAGGAGCAGGUGGCGAAGCUCAAGGAGCUGGUGGCCGCGGACGCGAAGCUGCAGGCGAAUCCCUUUUUUCAGUCGGUCAAGGCCCUGUAG
Purpureocillium lilacinum is the source of this 2778-nucleotide messenger RNA. RefSeq names its product MutS-like protein. The record is from RefSeq and is a predicted model, not a curated record. Lineage: Eukaryota; Fungi; Ascomycota; Sordariomycetes; Hypocreales; Ophiocordycipitaceae. Gene Ontology annotation, molecular function: ATP binding; ATP-dependent DNA damage sensor activity; mismatched DNA binding. Gene Ontology annotation, cellular component: MutSalpha complex; nucleus. Gene Ontology annotation, biological process: mismatch repair; mitotic recombination.